AUGGUAACAACUCAAUAUAUCGGGUUCUUACCGUUAGCCCAUGUUCUGGAACUACUGGCGGAGACAAGCUGUUUGAUGUACGGAAUCAAGAUUGGAUACUCUUCUAGCUUGACACUUACCAGUAAAUCAAGCAAGGUGAAGGCUGGAUGCAAGGGAGAUGCUAAUGUACUGCAACCAACUCUUAUGUGUUCAGUUCCGUUGAUCAUUGAGCGUAUCUACAAGAGUGUUGUAGACACGAUGAACAGGCAGGGUUGGUUUGUGGAGGAGUUGUUCCACUACCUUGUUAGUUAUAAAACAAAGUGGCAGGACCGAGGGUUUGAUACUCCUCUCCUCAACAAAACAUUGUUCAGGAAAAUCCGAUAUUUCCUUGGAGGCAGGGUCAGGUUACUACUCUCAGGUGGCGCCCCUCUAGCUGAGGAUACGCAUAGUUUAUGCCGAAGUUGCCUCAGUACUCCUCUGAUACAAGGAUAUGGUUUGACUGAAACUACAGCCUGUGCUACAACUGUUUCUCAGAGAGACAGGAUAACUGGUCGCGUUGGUGCCCCCUUGAUGAAUGUUGCCAUUAAGCUGGUCAACUGGGAGGAGGGGAACUACAGGGUUAAAGAUAAACCCUAUCCAAGGGGGGAGGUUAGUUAA
Molecule: messenger RNA, 636 nt
Organism: Eurytemora carolleeae
Lineage: Eukaryota; Metazoa; Arthropoda; Copepoda; Calanoida; Temoridae
Product: long-chain-fatty-acid--CoA ligase 4
Exons: 8
Coding region: 1-636 (211 amino acids)
Biological process (GO): long-chain fatty-acyl-CoA metabolic process; long-chain fatty acid metabolic process; neuron differentiation
Cellular component (GO): endoplasmic reticulum; plasma membrane; lipid droplet
Molecular function (GO): palmitoyl-CoA ligase activity
Source: RefSeq, a predicted model, not a curated record